AUGCCUGCUACCGACCUGAAAAGACGGUUUGACAGGUCUAAAAUCGCUCCAUUGAAGGCAGAACGGAGUGAAGGCUCAUACGGACACGAAAAACCAGAGCUCGUCGAGAGACAAGUUCUACCGGAGAACAACUUCGUUCCUUCGGAUCAGAUAUCUAGUGAUGAAGACAGCGGGAGCGAGGAUGAGGGGGCUGAUAAUUCCUCGGACGAAGAGGAAGACCUCAACAAUCCAAAUCCCUUUGAACCAAUGACAUCCACGGCCUCGCGAGACCAGACAUCCAUCAGCACGUCUACAACGACGCACAAGCACCCAUUCCCGACCCGUUCGUUGACAAGCAGCUCUGCCACGUCCACCUACGUCUCAGCAUACCCACCGACAUCGACGGAAACGGGCACCACCCCCUCGCAGGGACAUCUUUCCACCAGCUCGACGUUCCCCGGCUCCUUCACUACAAGCUCACCUCCCACCACUGUCGUCCCCCUGGCCACAUCAGUGUCGACCAGCCCAAUUGCUGCCAGUGAGGGUGUCAGUGCCUCAAACCACCCGAUUGCGAAAGCGGCGAUUAUAGUCCCAUCCCUGCUGGGCGCCGUGGCCGCUGUUGUGGCAGCCUACCUUCUCUUCCGCUAUUGCACUUCGCUCAAGACUAGAUGGGCAGUCUACCGAGCACGGAGAGGUCAGAGGCUACCCGGCGAGGAAGAAGACGGGCCGGCUCCCCAAGUAGCUCCGCCCAUGUCUGAGUCGUAUACCACGCGGACGACAGAGCUCACACUCCCUCCACCCCUAUACACGGCUUCAACAGCGACUCCCCCAACGCCGUCGGUCGCUGGAGACCCAGACAUCGCAGUUCCCGUCACGACCAGACGCGCUCCUCCACCACUGCUGGUUCGCACUGGGUCGAAGAGCACGACUCCUGCCAACGCCGCGGUUGCCGACCAACAUACUCGCUCUCACAGCGGAACACGAAGCCUGCACAACGACACGACACUGCCGCCAGCGUACACGUUGGGUGGCCACGGAACUCACACUUUCCAAGUCCACGUCGAGGAGGACACCGGAGCUCGAAACGGGGAGGAAGCACCAUUCAGACAUCCCAACGGCCUCGCCAACAACCCCCCAACUCCCGUUGCGCGGAAGCACCCUUUGACACCGUCGAUCCGGGGACACGAACCCACAAGUCCUGUGCCCAGCAUGCCUUCUCCCACCUGCCUCUCAGUCGGUAGUCGCCUCAGCAUGGACUUCCCCAUGCCACCGACGGCGCCGUCGGCGGCGCACUUCUCGACACCCUCUUCUCCGCCGGGAUCCACCUUCAGUCCUCCGCGACGGCUGCGCAAGUCCAUCACCCCUUCCGAGAGCAUCUCCAACGUGCCCGACUCGCCCUUCCCGUUCUCGCCCGCGCUCCGGCCGCCCAUGCCGCCGCCGGCCUGGACUUCGCGCUGGAGCCACAAUUCCUCGAGCAUCCACGGGCGCAUAGCAACAGUCCUGGCCGAGGAAAGAUGCCCUGCGCCGCUGCGCCACAGCGCAGGCCCGGGUCUCGUGGACACGAGGCUAUCCCCACUGCGGUCUCCGGCUCCGAAAAAGAUAUCGAGUUACUCGCUUGUGGCACCCCCAUCUUAA
Messenger RNA from Fonsecaea erecta, 1614 nucleotides. RefSeq lists its product as hypothetical. The transcript has 2 exons. The record is from RefSeq and is a predicted model, not a curated record. NCBI's taxonomy places the organism in Eukaryota, Fungi, Ascomycota, Eurotiomycetes, Chaetothyriales, Herpotrichiellaceae. The coding region runs from base 1 to 1614 and encodes 537 amino acids.